UCGCCGUCACCGUGGGCCUCGGCACGGCACGGCGCGGCGACGCCACUGCUAUUUCUCUGCCUGCUGCUCAUUCCAUUCCUCCCGGCCCCCCUCGCCCUGCCUGCCAUUCCGGCCGCCUGGCAACAGCGUCCUCGGCGCCCCCUGCCCUGUCCGCCACUGUGCGAGCACAGCCGCGUGCGCCGGCCGCCACCGCGCCCUCGCCGCUCAGCGCGCGCGCGCACCAAUUCGACCGACCAGAGCGAGGUGGAGCAGCGGUGGGAUGGAGACCCCGUCGUCGACGUACGACGAGGGCUCCGAGCUCGACGCGCGCUCGCAGUCCGACUACGCCGACUUCGACGACCUGGACCGCCCGCCGCGGGGCCACCGCCGGGAGCCGUCCUCCGACGUGUCCUCCGAGUGCAGCGGGGAGCCCGGGAGCCCCUACGGCUCGUCGCCGUACCCGCGGUGGCCGGUGUGCGCGCUCCCCGCGCGGGUGCCGAGGCCGCCGCCACCGCCGCUGCUCAAGAGGCUCAGCACCACGCGGCGCGCCGGCGGCGGCGUGCGUGAGGGAAAGGCCGGCGACGGCGAGCUGCAGCUGAUCAAGGAGAGGUUCUCGAAGCUUCUGCUGGGCGAGGACAUGUCCGGGAGCGGCAAGGGGGUUUCGACCUCCGUCGCCAUCUCCAACGCCAUCACCAACCUCUAUGCCACCGUUUUUGGGAGCUGCCACAGGCUGGAGCCCCUGCCGGCGGAGAAGAGGUCCAUGUGGCGCCGCGAGAUGGACUGCCUGCUCUCCGUCUGCGACUACAUCGUCGAGUUCUUCCCUUCCAAGGAGAUCCUGCCCGACGGCACCAUCCGGGAGGUGAUGGCGACCAGGCCGAGGUCAGACAUCUACGUCAACCUCCCCGCCCUCGAGAAACUCGACGACAUGUUGCUUGAGAUUCUAGACAGCUUUCAGAAGACUGAAUUCUGGUACGUUAAUGACAAGGGGCAGAAAGACAAAGAUGAUUCCGUCGCGACGCCGUGCCGUCCGGCGAGCCAGCGCGGCGACGGCAAGUGGUGGCUGCCCGUGCCGUGCGUCACCAAGCCCGGGCUGACGGAGACGGCGCGGCGAGACCUCCAGCAGAAGCGGGACUGCGCGAGCCAGAUCCACAAGGCUGCCAUGGCCAUCAACAAUGGCGUUCUCGCCGAGAUUCGGAUCCCGGACCUGUACAAGCAAGCCCUUCCCAAGUGCGGGCGGGCGAGCGUGGGCGACCUGAUCUACCGCCACAUGUCGUUCCCGGGCAAGUUCUCGCCGGAGUACCUCCUGGACUGCCUGGAGAUCUCGUCGGAGCACGAGGCCCUGGAGGCGGCGGACCGCGUGGAGGCGGCGAUGCACGUGUGGCGGCGGAAGGCGAGCCAGAGCCACUCGAGGUCCCCCUGGAGCGCGGUCAAGGACCUGAUGGAGUCCGACAAGAACGUGAUGCUGGCGAGCCGCGCCGACGACGUGCUGCUCUGCCUCAAGCAGCGCUUCCCCGGCCUGUCCCAGACCACGCUCGACGCCAGCAAGAUCCAGUACAACAAGGAUGUUGGGCAGGCAAUCCUGGAGAGCUACUCGAGGGUGCUGGAGAGCCUGGCGUACAACCUCGUAACCUGUAUAGAUGACGUUCUCUUCGCCGACGAGGCCGCCAGAAAGAUAGCAUGAGUGAUCAUUUGUUCAUCCUUCCUGCCUGAUCCGGGAAACCAAAAAUAAGGGGUCCAUGUCCCUGAUCCAUCCACAGAAUGUACAUUAUGCCAUAACUUGUAGCAGUAGUACCAUCUAUCAAUGGAAGAUAGCACGAGCAGUUAAGCACAGUACUCC
Messenger RNA from Panicum virgatum (switchgrass), 1816 nucleotides. Its product is annotated as rop guanine nucleotide exchange factor 3-like. Lineage: Eukaryota; Viridiplantae; Streptophyta; Magnoliopsida; Poales; Poaceae. Gene Ontology annotation, molecular function: guanyl-nucleotide exchange factor activity. The transcript has 7 exons. The record is from RefSeq and is a predicted model, not a curated record. Bases 260 to 1660 code for a protein of 466 amino acids.